This is a messenger RNA of Pangasianodon hypophthalmus (striped catfish), 2601 nucleotides long. It is a transcript of the gene wfdc1, whose product is annotated as WAP four-disulfide core domain 1. The record is from RefSeq and is a predicted model, not a curated record. Gene Ontology annotation, cellular component: extracellular region. The transcript is spliced from 7 exons. Bases 387 to 1025 code for a protein of 212 amino acids. Gene Ontology annotation, molecular function: peptidase inhibitor activity. NCBI's taxonomy places the organism in Eukaryota, Metazoa, Chordata, Actinopteri, Siluriformes, Pangasiidae. Gene Ontology annotation, biological process: regulation of cell growth.
AUUCUUCCCUCUCUUUUCUCCACUCCUCUUACUUUCCUUCCCUUUUUUCUCCCCACCCCACACUGCUUCUCCUCUCACCUUCCCUCUAGUUUGUUCUCCCAGAUGUAAAGCACUCUUCCGUACGAGCAAGCUCGUGUAAGUGCACAAGGACAGAGACCAGCACUGGUGUACAGGCUGUGGGGCAACCACAAGGAAAUACACGCAUUCACUCACACGCUCACUUACACACAAACUCCAAAAGGAAACCGCAGUGUAAACACACAAAGACAAAAGAAAAUUGUCAAGAGUCUAGACAGCAGGACGAAACUUCAAAGCGUGGGAGUCGAGAGGAGAGCGAGAAGAGGAGAGAGGCAAGAAAAGAGAGGAGCGAGUGAAGGAGAAGAGCCAUGGCAGCCACUCAGAUCCCAAGCCGGCUAGCUCUGCUUGUCUGUCUGCUGCUGCUCGUCACCGGCACAGAGAGCAAAUGCAGACUCAGGAGGAGAGGACUCAGCCAGAAGGAUUACGAGUACCCAAACCACUCCCAGUCCAAUCAACACCAGAAGAAUGAUCGGUGCCCACCUCCGCCUCAGAUGCUUCCCGAGAGGGCGUGUGAGGUGCCCGUCUGCCGCUCAGACUCAGAAUGUGAGAGACACAAACGCUGCUGUUACAAUGGCUGUAUCUACGCCUGUCUGGAGUCAGUUCAGCCUCCACCUGUGCUGGACUGGUUGGUGCAGCCAAAGCCACGGUGGCUUGGUGGAAACGGCUGGCUCUUAGAUGGACCAGAGGAGGUUCUCCAGGCUGAGGCCUGCAGCACCACAGAGGACGGGGAUGAGCCUUUACAUUGUCCUACUGGAUACGAAUGCCACAUCAUUAACCCUGGAAACCCCUCUGCGGGCAUCCCCAACCGAGGCCAGUGUAUCAAACAACGGGGAAACUCAGAUGGUCGUAGCCUGAGGCACAAGUACUUCAAAGAUCACAAGGAUUAUUUAGGAAGCAACUCCAACAUUGCAGUGGGUUAUGAGAAACAUCACAAGCACUUAGGCUGAAAAGCAGGUGACCUUCAUAGCCCUACAGAAUCUACACAACAAAACAAAACCAGUCAACAUUUCUGCGGAAACUAGAUGUCCUUAUUUCACAGGUCACAAAGCUGUUAUUUGGUGCUUUAUGUUCGAGGUGCUAUAACACGGAAAAAUCAACAUUUCCUACCUCUUCCAAACAGCACACAGAAUCUUAUAACCUGCCAGCUCAACUUCACGACUUUCUCCUAGAAACUCACUGUUUAGUAAAAAUAGUAUUUGUUCUCAUAGUAUUUAAAAUAUUUAAAGUAAGCUAAACCUGAGAAUGUACCAAAGAUACAUGUACCCUUACACACUUUACCAGGCUACGGGACAACCAAAGAAUACGUCUGCACACAGACAUCUCAGGCAUAAUUUUAACAUAACAAAGCCACGUUACAUAGAUUCCUCCAUUGAAAUACUGCAAAUUAAGUCAUUUGGCUCGGGAAUGUUCGGGGAUCCUCUAGGAGGAGCUGUAAUCUGCAGCCAGGGACAGAGAACUUCAGACUCAACUUCUCAUCCUGUUCUCACUUUGAACCUCAGCAGGAAAAGUGGAAAGAAAAUUAAUGAAAAAAAAAUUACAGUUUCCUUAAUUACAACAAAGAAAAAUAUGGGCUAUUAAUCCUGUAUUCAUAAUGCAUUAUAUAGACACAUUUAUAAUGUGUGUAAAGCUUAAAAUAUUCCUCCAACAGCACAUCCUGAAGUGUUUUAUUCCAUUUACACCACAGCAAUUUCAACAAUUACAUUUACUUACUUAUUAAAGAAUGACAUUUAUGUAAUAUUUGUAAUAUAAGUAUUACAAAUAAUACUUAUUUUCCAUUCACAGCUACAUUUAGCUUUGUGGUACUUCUUUGUUCUGUCUCUUGAAGUACAAAAUUAUUUAAAAAAAAAAGCAACUUGUUACCAAGAAACCGCAAAAUUCUACAUUUUAUCUCCUGAAGACUUUCCUGUUGUGGAAAACUUAAAAUUAGAGCUUUAGCUCUGACUGUUACAAAGGGCUGACACUUACAGAUUCCUUCCAAAAAUAUUUAAUAUUUCCUUACAGAAAAGAUCAGAGCUGAUGUUAUAGAAAAUUAACAAAACCUUCAGACCAUUCGAGUGCAACAGUACUGUGGUGUAAGACUUUAUAAAUGCUUCUUGGCAGGUCUAGUUACAUACAUAACAUCUUGCAAAUCAUGAGUACAAGACUUCACAAAACCAUUUAUACAUAACACAUUAUAUCUGUUCAUAAGAACAAUGGAGACAGUAAUGUAGUAACACACUGUAAACACAGGAGCUGUAUUAAAGCAUGCGGUACAGCUGCUAUACUAGAUCCUGUGUUAUAGUGCAUUACAGUGUUCUUAUGAACAAAUUAUAUAAUGCAUUAUGUAACCUGACAUGCUGUGCAUGUAACCAUAAUUACAUAUGUACCUUUGUACAGAUUUAUGUACAAGGAAUGUACAUGUAUGUUGAAAAAUGUUAUAAAUGCAUCUAUAAUACAUUAUGAAUACAGGAGGUAUGAAUACAGAAAUAUGCAGUAUUUUUUUUGCAAUUCCUGUGUAUUGUGAAUAAAAUCUCUUUUUCUGCA